AUGACCGCCAUGGAUCCGGAAUAUUUAGAACAACAUAAACUAAGACAUAUCGAUUCUGGCGAACGUGCUUGGUGGAUAAACAGUUCUGAAAAUAUACCGGAGAUGGUGCACGCCCAGGAAGACGUAAAAAAAGUUCAACCCAAGUUUGCUAUUAGGCAUCAGGAUUUCGAAGAAACACCUUGGUGGUUAGAAGGAAACCAAGACGAUAAUCAAAACGAAGAUAUUCUCCCUCUUGGAGACAGAGCUAGUCCAGAAGGAUUGGAGAUGCCUAAAGAAGAAGAAGAAGGAAGGCAAAGUCCGUACGAUAACGUUCCCGGAAGUUAUUCAAAUAUUAAUCAAAAAGCACAACUCUUUAUUUCAAAACAUACGAAUAUAGAUGAUAUAUUGGGCGGAUCUACUCAGAUAUGGAGUCCUUUUCUGGAUAAAAUGUACGGAUACGAAAACGAGGUAGAUGUAGCUCAUGGGAGUGCUCAAGGAAACUAUGGUCCAAUGGUUUAUAGGCAGCCACAAAAAAUGGGUAGUAUUGGAGGAGGUCCUGACAACUAUAUUCAAGCUCAGCAGGCAAAGUUGGAUGAUGCGGCGCUUCAGUUGUACAAAGAUGGGGACUAUGGAUCUUACCUUGACCUCGAGGCCUCUAUCAGCGAGCAGCAAGAAGAGUUUGAGGGUUUUCAAUCAAACAAAAAGAACUCCAUAGUAUUGAGGACCCAACUAUCUGUUCGCGUUCACACCAUAAUUGAAAAAUUGCUGACAUCCGAGGGCCGGGAAUUAAGACGAGCGUUAUUCUCCCUUAAACAAAUUUUCCAGGAAGAUAAAGAUCUGGUUCACGAAUUCGUCCAGAACGACGGUCUAUCAUGUCUUAUCAAAGUCGGAUCAGAAGCAGAUCAAAAUUACCAAAAUUAUAUCUUAAGGGCGUUAGGCCAAGUUAUGCUUUAUGUCGACGGUAUGAAUGGAGUCAUGGAACACAACCAAACAGUACAAUGGUUGUAUAGCUUAAUAUCUUCCAAAUUUAGAUUAGUCGUAAAGACAGCUCUUAAGUUAUUACUAGUUUUCGUAGAAUAUACAGACUCUAAUUGCUUGUUAUUAAUAAAGGCCAUUCAUACUGUAGACUACUCACAGGGGCUUCUUCCCUACCAUAAUAUUAUGAAGCUUUUAAAAGACUUUGAAGCUGCUGAUACCGAGCUGUUAAUAUACGCGAUGACACUGAUCAACAAACUUCUCGGUGGAGUACCAGACCAAGAUACCUACUAUGACCAAAGCGAUACCCUAGAAGAACAAGGCCUAGAAGCUGUGAUUCAAAGAUACAUGUCAAAACCUGGAACUGAUCUCGAUCUUCUGCAGCAGUUCCAGAUCUACGAAGCAGUAUUACAAUACGAAGAUGGUGAUGAAAGUACUACCCCAAUUCGACAUUUGGAUGAAAACAUUAGAAAAACUAUAAGAAAUAGAAAAUCUUUAUCCCAAUCUACUGAACGAAGGAAAAGCAGACGGCACUCGACAGGAAAUAGUCCAUUGUACCCCGGUAUGGUUAGAAAUAACAAUAACUUGAAUCUGCAAACCAAUAGAGAAGAUGAAGAUGAUGAGUCUUCUAGUUCACAGUCUUCUGGUAUAAAUAAUUCUCAACUCAAUGGUAGCUAUAAGGAUAGUAAUAAAGGUAACUAUCCAUUUCAACAGAGAAUUUCAAACGGAAACUCAAUCAUGCGCAACUCAAGUCGCAAAGACCUAACGCCCUUGAUGAACGCCGUCAAUAAGCUCGAUUCUGAAGAAAAACAACCUUGGAUCUACUCAAUGAUUCAAAAUCAAGAAAACCUCGAAGAUGCUGAAAACGCAAACGACAACGAUCGAAACGUCUUACUACAACUAAAACGCGAGAAUACAGUUAAAGAUAUUACCCAGAAGCUAGCGAAUCAAAAUAUAUUACAUAGUCCGUCCGAAGAGAAUAAAAUAAAUCGAAUAGGUGAUAUGUCUGGGUUAAUAUCUAAAGCUAAGGAAGGACUGGCCAAAUCAAAAUCAAAAGCGGAUGUUUUGAAGACUCCUAGUGGCGAAAACGUACCUAAAACUGAGAUUAAGAAGUCCGAGAACGAACUAAGAUGGGAAGAACUGAUAGCUAGCCUUAAUCGAUCCCUGAACUUAUGUGAUAUGGACUUUACCGACCUAGGAAGCGACGACGAAGUAGAUAUACUAGCCCCAGUAGCUGUAACGAACGGUAUACCUCCUCCCCCUCCGCCUCUUAAGGACAUGUGCAGCGCUCCACCUCCUCCGCCGAGAAUCGUACCACCUGCACCAGCUGCUCCAGCUCCUCCUAUGUUUAACCUCCAAAGACAAAAUAAAUCCUCAGAAACCAAAAUACCAAUUAAGAAGAACAAGAAAACUGUCAAACUAUUUUGGAAGGAAGUUAGAGAUGAUGCCAUCAGUCAUCUUAAACUAAAGACUGGAUUUAUUUGGGAUGAACUGUCUCCAGUUACUGUGGAUACCCAAAAGUUGGAGCAUUUGUUUGAGUCCAGGGCGAAGGACCUUAUUACUAAGAAACAACAAGAAAUGAAUAAAAACAAAGAGAUCAUAGUUCUGGAUCCCAAACGUUCCAAUGCUAUCAACAUCGGUAUGACGAAGCUCCCACCACCUCGCUCCAUUAAAACCGCUAUCUUAAAAAUGGACGCAACAAUUAUGAACCGCGAAGGCAUCGAGAAACUUCUCACCAUGUUACCAACGGAAGAAGAGAGAACCAAGAUACAGGAGGCCCAAGCCGCCAAUCCUGACAUACCUCUCGGUAGUGCCGAGCAAUUCCUUUUAACCUUAGCCUCCAUUUCUGAGCUGCCAGCUCGUCUGAAGCUGUGGGCUUUUAAACUGGAUUUCGAGAACUCAGAACGUGAAAUCGCUGAGCCCCUUAUGGAUCUCAAGCAGGGCUUUGAAGUUCUGCGUGUAAAUAAAACUUUUAGGGGAAUUCUGAGUACGUUGCUCUCUGUCGGAAAUUUCCUGAAUGGGAAUGAAGUGAGGGGUUUUCAAAUUGAGUAUCUAGCCAAAGUACCUGAAGUUAAGGAUACGGUUCACAAGCAUUCGUUGUUGCACCACCUUUGCCAUAUUGUCAUGGAGAAGUUUCCAGAUGCUACCGAUUUGUAUUCAGAGAUUGGAGCUAUAACCAGGGCAUCGAAGAUCGACUUCGACGAACUCGCCCUAAAUAUCCAAAGGCUCGAAGCAGAUUGCAAAGCCUCCUGGGACCACUUAAAAGUAAUAGCCAAGCACGAUGGGUCUACAAUGAUGAAAGUUAAGAUGUCUGACUUCCUAUCAGAUUGCGCGGAAAGAAUUAUCCUCCUGGGAAUAGUACACAGAAGGAUAAUCAAUAGGUUUCAUAAGUUCCUUCUAUGGUUGGGGAUUCCCCUGCACCAGAUUUCUGACACCAAACCCAAUGAGUUCUGUAGAAUAGUAUCCGAAUUCUCACUUGAAUACAGAACGACGAGGGAGCGAGUACUGCAACAGCUAGAGAAGAAAGCAAACCAUAGAGAGAGAAACAAGACACGUGGAAAAAUGAUAACAGAUGUAGGAAAAUUCAGAACAAAAGAAGACAGAGCCGACGCAGAGCUCCGCCAAUUACUCGGCAGCGAUAUGUCCGAUGUAGAAAGUCUUCAAGGAACACUUCCGUGGAGAAGAACGCGCAGAGAAAGUAAUAGGUCUUUUAUGAACACCGGAAACGGCAACUUGACUGAUGGAGACGACGAGCUGAUCGAAACGUUGGUAAAAACCGCCACUAAAGCGCCUUCAACCAGAACUGCCCCCAGGGAGAGAAAGAGAACCAGACAUGCUGACAGAAAGUCUCUUAAGCGAUCUAGAACUAGAGAAAAUAAUCCAUUGGGUACCAGAGAUUCUCCAUGA
This is a messenger RNA of Diabrotica balteata, 3861 nucleotides long. Lineage: Eukaryota; Metazoa; Arthropoda; Insecta; Coleoptera; Chrysomelidae. The record is from the annotation of a GenBank genome assembly.